AUGGACAUGGAGAUGAGCCUCUUGAGGCCCCAGAACUAUCUUUUCGGUUGUGAACUAAAGGCUGACAAAGAUUAUCACUUUAAUGUGGAUAAUGAUGAAAAUGAGCACCAGUUAUCUUUAAGAACGGUCAGUUCAGGGGCUGGUGCAAAGAAUGAAUUGCACAUUGUUGAAGCAGAAGCAAUGAAUUAUGAAGGCAUUCUAAUUAAAGUAACACUGGCAACUUUGGAAAUAUCUGUACAGCCAACAGCUUCUCUUGGGGGCUUUGAAAUAACACCACCUGUGGUCUUACAGUUGAAGUGUGGUUCAGGGCCUGUGCAUAUUAGUGGACAGCACUUAGUAGCUGUGGAGGAGGAUGCAGAGUCAGAAGAUGAAGAGGAGGAGGAUGUGAAACUCCUAAGUAUAUCUGGAAAGCAUUCUGCCCCUGGAAGUGGUAGCAAGCUUCCACAGAAAAAAGUAAAACUUGCUGCUGAUGAAGAUGAAGAUGGUGAUGAUGAUGGUGAUGAAGAUGACGAUGGUGGUGAUGGCUUUGAUGAUGAGGAAGCUGAAGAAAAAUCUCCAGUAAAGAAAUCUAUACGAGAUACUCCAGUCAAAAAGGCACAAAAAUCAAACCAGAAUGGAAAAGAUUCAAAACCAUCAACACCAAGAUCAAAAGGUCAAGAAUCCUUCAAAAAACAGGAAAAAACUCCCAAAAUGCCCAAAGGACCUAGCUCUGUAGAAGACAUUAAAGCAAAAAUGCAAGCAAGUAUAGAAAAAAAAAGUGGUUCCCUUCCCAAAGUGGAAGCCAAAUUCAUCAAUUAUUUGAAGAACUGUUUCCGGAUGACUGACCAGGAGGCUAUUCAAGAUCUCUGGCAGUGGAGGAAGUCUCUUUAA
This is a messenger RNA of Hippopotamus amphibius kiboko, 870 nucleotides long. Its product is annotated as nucleophosmin-like. Lineage: Eukaryota; Metazoa; Chordata; Mammalia; Artiodactyla; Hippopotamidae. Gene Ontology annotation, molecular function: chromatin binding; RNA binding; histone binding. Gene Ontology annotation, cellular component: nucleolus; cytoplasm; centrosome. Bases 1 to 870 code for a protein of 289 amino acids. The record is from RefSeq and is a predicted model, not a curated record. The transcript has a single exon. Gene Ontology annotation, biological process: ribosomal small subunit biogenesis; ribosomal large subunit biogenesis; ribosomal large subunit export from nucleus.